Molecule: messenger RNA, 682 nt
Organism: Bactrocera latifrons
Lineage: Eukaryota; Metazoa; Arthropoda; Insecta; Diptera; Tephritidae
Product: lipopolysaccharide-induced tumor necrosis factor-alpha factor homolog
Exons: 2
Coding region: 150-566 (138 amino acids)
Molecular function (GO): zinc ion binding
Source: RefSeq, a predicted model, not a curated record
UAGCGCGCUUCACUGGAACGAAGGCGAAAUCAGCGCAGCGCUUCAGUUCUGAUCGGUACUUCUCUUGCGACAGUUGGUUGACGUCGCUUCUUCUGUAUAAUUAUAUAUUCUGUGUGUUUAAAGUGCUAUACAAAAAAUUUAAUUCGAAUAUGGUCAAUAGUAAGCAUCCGUAUGCUGGCGUAAAACUUGGAUUGUCAGACGAGAUGAGCAAUGCAACGGCACCGCCACCGGCCUACAUGGCGCACGCUGACGAUGUGAGUUCAGCGCAGCCCAGCGGCAGCGGUGUACAGUUGAUAGGUGAGCCUCAGUUGCCUAACUUUUCGACAAUACCAAUAAAUCCAAAUCCACCGGUGGGGCCAGAAUCUACACAAUUACGCUGUCCCCAAUGUAAAUGCACCGUGAAGACGAAUGUUCGAUAUCGUUCGACCACAAAAACGCAUUUGGCUUGCAUACUGCUUUCGUGGACUUGUUGUUGUUGCUGUUUGCCGUACUGCAUGAACUCAUGUCGAAAUGCGAAUCAUUUUUGCCCCAUGUGCGGCACUUUCAUAGGCACCUAUCAAUCCUAAGUGCGCAAAAGGAGUGGAGGUGUGGAGAGCCCACCAGUAAAAUACAUUAUAUAUGUAAACUUAUAAGUGCUAUGUUUGUAAACAUUCGAAUAUAUAAAUAAAGCUUUACAAUUCCA